This is a messenger RNA of Plodia interpunctella (Indianmeal moth), 6225 nucleotides long. RefSeq lists its product as uncharacterized. The record is from RefSeq and is a predicted model, not a curated record. The coding region runs from base 241 to 5442 and encodes 1733 amino acids. Gene Ontology annotation, molecular function: nucleic acid binding. Lineage: Eukaryota; Metazoa; Arthropoda; Insecta; Lepidoptera; Pyralidae. Gene Ontology annotation, biological process: DNA integration. The transcript has a single exon.
AAACAUUUGGACAAAAAAGGUGCUUGGACGUUGUAUAAUACUUAUAAUUUAGUGUCUGCCUACCAAUAUAUAAUAUUUUACUUUGUGUUUUGUAAGAUAGAGGUAGCUAGCUAUAAAGCUGUCAUAACUACUAUUUAAAUUGUAUAUAUAUAAAGUUUUUUGAGUGCAUUUGUGUGUGUGCAUUGCCUUUGCGAACUUUAAUUUGUUUUUUUUAUUUAAUUUUACAAUUUCUAAGUAAAAAUGGAGUCCUUAUUGGCGCUUCAAAAUGAUAUCAAAAACAAAAUCUGCAGAGGCAAAAUUAAUUAUAAAAAAAGCCCUAAGGACCGUAUCACAAUACCCUACUUAGAAAUCAGGUUGGAACAAUUAGAGCAGCAGUGGGCACAGUUCCACAGCACACACACUAAUUUAAUAUCUACAGUUAAGGAAUCUGAAUUGCAAAAUUCCGAUUAUUAUAAAAAUAGUAUUUAUGACGAGGUUGAGGAUCAGUACAUAGAAUACAAAACUGAGUUAAAACAGGCAUUAUUUCAAAUAACCCGAUGUACAGGGACAAUUACCCAACUAGAAUGUGGCAAUAGCGGUAACUCAAAUACUAAGGUAAAGCUGAAGUUACCCGAAAUAAAAAUACCCAUUUUUACGGGAAAAUACACUGAGUGGCAGACGUUCCGCGACCUGUUUCUAGGACUGGUUCAUAAUAAUAAUUCCUUAGACGAUGCACAGAAAUUUUAUUAUUUAAAAGGGCAUUUGAAAGGGGAUGCGGAGCAGCUGCUACGCAAUGUACAAGUUACAGCCGACAGUUAUUCCUGUAGUUGGGAAAAAUUGGAACGCAUGUAUAAUAAUAAAAAAUAUUUAGCUAGUGGCAUAUUAAACCGUUUAUUAAAUCAGAAAGCAUUAAUUAAUGAAUCAUCUUGUGAUAUUAAAAACUUGGUCAGUACUACAUCCGAUUGCUUGGCAUCCAUGAAAAAUUUAGGUGUAGAUGUAGCAAGUUGGGACAUAUUAGUUAUACAUAUAAUUAGUCAGAAACUCGAUAAAGACACUCGGAAGGCCUGGGAAUUGAAAGUGUCGUCAGAUCCCUCUGAUGCCCUACCUACUUAUGAACAGUUUGUUGAGUUUUUGACCGGGCGUUUCCGAGGUUUAGAGUCUUUGGAGCUUAGGUCUAAACCGCAACAUGUCCAUAAAAGUACAUCUCUUCAUGUCAGAGAAAUCAAAGAAUUUAAUUGUCCGUAUUGUACUGAAAACCAUAAGCUAAGUGUAUGUAAAAAGUUUAGUAAAAUACCUGUUGAUUCUCGUCGUAAUUUUGUACAGGAAAAAGGUUUUUGUUUCCGUUGUUUAGGAGGAAACCACGCUGCCAAGUUUUGUAAAUCUAUGCAUAAAUGUCACAUUUGUAAAAGUCGACAUAAUUCGUUACUACACCCUAGCGUUGGUUCCGGUUCUUCUAUAAAUACUGCCAAUAUUGAUACUAGUAAAGAGAAGUCAUCCACAGUAAGUACAGUCCAUUGCAAUGAAGGUAUAAUUGGUAGUAAUAUUAGUACUACCCAAACAACGGAUACUGCUCAGCCACUGGUUUCUUGUGUUUCAACAGGUAGUAAAAAGACAGUUUUAUUAGCCACAGCAGUGGUUAAGGCUCAAUCAAGAGAUGGAUCUUAUAGAUUAAUUAGAUCUUUAAUGGAUCAAGGCUCACAGGGUUCCUUUAUCACCGAGGCGAUGGUUCAAUAUUUAGGUCUGAAGAAAGUUCCUUCAGAGCACCUCAUUACAGGGGUAGGUGGUGAUAAAAAUAUUAAAUCUAAGUGUACUGUUACACUUGUGAUUCAUUCGAGGACUGAUCCUAAUUUUGAAGUGAAGAUUAAUGCUCAUGUACUCCAGUCUAUUACAUCAUUACUUCCAGUUACAACAGUAACAAAGCUUGAAUGGAUUAAUUGUAUUAAGGUAGAAUUGGCAGAUCCCGAUUAUUAUAAACCAAACAAAAUUGACUUAUUAUUAGGAGCUGAGAUAUAUAGUCAAGUUCUUAAGAAUGGUGUGAAGCGAAGUCCUGAUGGAUCACUAGUAGCUCAGGACACUUCCUUCGGGUGGAUUUUAUCAGGUUUAAUAAAUACUGAUACCAGUUCAAAUAUUAUUUCACAUAUUGCUGUUAUGCAUUCAAAUGUUGAAACUGAAGAUAUUCUAAAGAAAUUUUGGGAACUGGAAGCAGAACCUGCAAAAAAGAAGAUAUUUUCAGAGGAAGAAGUAAAAUGUGAAGAAUUAUUUACAAACACUACACGGCGCGACAGUAAUGGUCGUUAUAUAGUUCGUUUACCUUUUCGAAAUUCUGAUCCAGUUUGCAAGUAUGGGGAAUCUAAGUUGAUAGCACUGAAGCGGUUGAACAAUUUAGAAUGUAAACUUUCAAAGAAUAAGAAAUUGAAGGACGAGUAUACUAAAGUUAUCCAUGAAUAUUUAGAACUGGGACAUAUGCAGAAAGUGCCUAAAGAAGAUGAAAAUAAUAAGAAUGCAGUUUACUUGCCUCAUCAUGCAGUAGUCAGGGAGGAUAAGGACACUACAAAGGUAAGGGUUGUGUAUGACGCGUCCUGCAAAGGAAGAAAUGGAGUAUCGCUAAAUGAUGAAUUGAUGGUUGGUCCACAGUUACAAGCCGAGCUUCGCCAUUUGAUAAUGCGUUGGAGAAUGCAUAAGAUAAGCAUAGUUGCAGAUAUAAUUAAGAUGUAUCGGCAAGUUUUAGUAGACAGAAGAGAUACAGUCUUUCAACGUAUACUCUGGAGGGAUAAGCCUAACAAUGACCUAGAAGAAUAUGAGCUGAUUACAGUUACCUUUGGAACUGCUUCAGCACCAUUUUUAGCAGUACGUGUGUUGCAUCAGGUAGCUGACGAUGAAGCCAUGAAUAAUGCUAUAGCCUUAAAAAUAAAAAAUGAUUUUUAUAUGGAUGAUUUAAUGACUGGUGCCGAAAAUGUAAAUGAUUGUUACGAGAUUUAUGAACAAAUGAAAGAUGUUUUAGGAAAGGCCGGAUUUCAAUUGCAAAAAUGGAUUAGUAAUAGUGAAGAAUUGUUAAAUAGAAUGAGAAAAGGAAAACAGAAUACAGAUGAAGAAUUAAAAAUUAAGGCAGACAAUAUAGUUAAAAUUUUAGGACUUACCUGGGUUCCACGUGAAGAUAUAUUUCAGUAUUCAGUUGAUCUUCCUCCAUUAACCGAACCACUCACAAAAAGAAAGGUUAUAUCGGAUAUUUCUCGUCUAUUCGAUCCUUUGGGAUGGUUAGCACCCAGUAUUAUAUUAGCAAAAGUAUUGAUACAAAAGCUGUGGUUAGCGGGUAUUGAUUGGGAUCAGGCGGUCCCAAAAGAUUUAUUAUCAGAAUGGAUAAAUUAUCGUAACAAUUUGAAUUCAUUAAGCGAUAUUAAGAUUCCUCGUUGGAUUGCAACAAUUUCGAGCAAUGACAAUGUAGAAUUGCAUGGUUUUUCGGACGCUUCCAAAAUCGCAUAUGCUGCAGUAGUGUAUACAAGAGUGACAAAUUCAGCUGGCGAAAUUAAUGUUCAUUUAGUUGCUUCAAAGACGAAGGUAGCGCCUAUAAAACAAGUGUCAAUACCUAGGUUAGAAUUGUGUGGAGCGACACUCUUGGCCAAAUUGUUAACAGAAGUUGCAGAAGUUAUGAAUAUACCACAUGCUAAUAUACAUGCUUGGACUGAUUCAGAAGUUGUGCUUGCAUGGCUAAAUAGUCACCCAUGCCGAUGGAAAACAUUCGUGGCCAAUAGGGUAUCGGAGAUAUUAGUUACAUUGGAUACGCAUCAUUGGUCACACGUUUCGUCGAAGGAAAAUCCAGCAGAUUGCGCAUCAAGAGGAGUAUCUCCUGUUGAACUAGGAAAAAAUGAGAUGUGGUUUUAUGGACCUAGAUUUCUUAAAGAACUUACAAUAAAAUAUAGAAAACCUGAUACUUCUACUAACUUAGAGGAGAUCAAAACGCACACAACGACAUUUGAUUCUGAUUUGUGGAACAAAUAUUCGUCAUUGACUAGAUUGCUUCGAGUAAUAGCUUACUGCAGAAGAUUUUUAUAUCUUCGCAAGGCGAAUAAACAUCCAGAUAGUCAACAUCUUUCAACCGGUGAAUUAGAAGAAGCGCUAGAGAUAUGUAUUAAAAGAAGUCAAGAAGAAGGUUUUCCUGAAGAAAAGGGAUAUUUAAAAAUGAAUAAAGAAUUUAAACCAAAUAAGAGGAAUAUUAAAUCACUGAACCUAUUUAUGGAUUCCAAGGACAUUAUACGAAUUGGCGGUAGGUUAGAAAUGUCGCAACUACAAUACAAUAAAAAACAUCCAAUUCUUAUGUCAAAGGAUUCAUUUUUGACUAAACUUUUGAUUCAAGAUGCACAUCAAAAAACAUUACACGGUGGUCCUCAAUUAAUGCUGGCCUAUUUGAGAACUAAAUAUUGGAUUUUGGGUGUUAAACAUUUAGUCAAGGCUUGUGUAAGAAAUUGUGUAAAGUGUAUUCGAUAUUCUGCUAAGGCUAGAACCCAGCUGAUGGGGCAGUUACCAUCUUCUCGAGUAACUCCAAAUCUGAAACCUUUCCUUAAAAGUGGCCUCGAUUAUGCUGGGCCAAUACACAUAAGAGUUUCAAAGGGUCGAGGCAACAAAUCCUACAAGGGCUAUAUAGCAUUAUUUAUUUGCAUGGCUACGCGUGCUGUGCACUUGGAAGCGGUUAGUGAUUUGACAUCGAAGGGAUUUUUAGCUGCCUUUAAGAGAUUUGUUGCUCGACGUGGUCGGUGUACUGAAUUGUAUAGUGAUAACGGCACAAAUUUUGUUGGUGCGUCUCGUGAGCUUCGUAGCAUGGUCGAAGACGAGAUUUCACGCUUAAUACCUGAAAUAUCUGAGUCUCUCGCAAACAACGGAACUAUAUGGCACUUUAUACCACCUAGAGCGCCUAAUUUUGGCGGGUUAUGGGAGGCUGGAAUAAAGGCAACUAAGUAUCACAUGAAGCGGGUUAUCGGAAAUUCUACAUUAACCUUUGAGGAAAUGAGUACGGUACUGACUCAAAUUGAGGCUUGCCUUAAUUCAAGGCCAAUGUCAUACGUUGAGGAUCCAAACAAGCCGUUUGUACUAACCCCAGGGCAUUUUUUGGUCGGGGAACCACUGGUUUUGGCACCGGAUUAUGAUUAUGCAAAAUCAAAUGUACAAACAUUAAGGAGAUGGCAAUUGACACAAAAAAUGUUACAAAAUUACUGGCAACAAUGGUCAAAAGAUUAUUUAAAUCAGUUUUUGCAGCGCUACAAGUGGCGCAAUCAUAAUCCCGAACCAACGGUAGGUGAUGUGGUACUAAUAAAGGAGGAUGACAUGCCUCCAGGAAGAUGGCUUCUUGGGAAGGUAGAACACAAACAUCCUGGUCCUGAUGGUAUUACACGUGUGAUUACUAUACGUACUCAAAGCAACCUUAUAAAAAGACCUACUUCUAAAAUAUGUGUGUUACCUAUAACUUCUUAAUUUUUGUUUAGAAUAUAUGUUAUUUUAUGAUACUAGAAUUGCUAGAAUGCUAGUUAAGCAAUAUUGAUAUAAGCAUUAUAUAGUUUUUAGUGUUUGAGUUGAGAACAGUUCAGAGUUUUCAAAAUGUGUAAAUAUAAUGCAUUUCAAUAAAUUUAUCAAAAAGUUGUAAACAUAAAAACAGUAAGAUAUAAAAAGUAACAUUAAUUUGAUUUAAUUAUUUACUUGAUAAAAUAAGAUAUCAUUUACUUAAUCAAAUUGCAUUUCUCAGCAGUAUAUUUAGUUUGAAUUCAGAAAACAAAAGUUGAUAAAAAAUAGAAGACAUUGUUAUAAUAAUAGUCUAAAUUAAACUUAUAAGAAGACUCUUAUAUAUAAUAAGAGUAUUGCAGCUAUAGAUUCUAAUAUUUUAUUUUAAUAUCCAGUUUAACGUAAAAUAACUGUCUACUAAAACUGUUUUUAUAUAUUUUCACAUUAUGCAUAUUUGUGUAUGUCCUUGCAUGGUGGGCGGUAAUUAAGGACAUUCCUUCAGGAUGUCCUUGGUGGGCGGUAUGUUCAGGAUUGAUGUUGCACUGGCAACCAACAAAAAAAAAGUUUUUUUUUGCAUUCCUUAAUUUAAAAUAUUUUUUCACAAUGACAUAUGAAGGAUUCCCGCCGAAUGAUUUUUAAUAUGAAAAUUGACAAAUUUGUUAUUUUUGUUGUAAAAACCAAAAAGGCAAUAUAAUUUCAUUGAAUGACUGCUACAUCUUCGUUUUAUUUUUUUGCUGACCAAAGAUUUUGGCCACCCGU